This is a messenger RNA of Homalodisca vitripennis (glassy-winged sharpshooter), 3973 nucleotides long. RefSeq names its product protein dead ringer-like. Gene Ontology annotation, molecular function: DNA binding. The record is from RefSeq and is a predicted model, not a curated record. Lineage: Eukaryota; Metazoa; Arthropoda; Insecta; Hemiptera; Cicadellidae. Gene Ontology annotation, biological process: regulation of transcription by RNA polymerase II. The coding region runs from base 266 to 1966 and encodes 566 amino acids. Gene Ontology annotation, cellular component: nucleus. The transcript is spliced from 12 exons.
UCCUCCGUGGUCACACGUCAUCCCGCAUCCCGCAUCCCGCGCACAGUUCAGCCGUCCGGUUAUGUUACUGAGUCGAGAAACUGCGACCCGUGCUUUGUGACUGUGUCGGUCGUUUCUUCCUUCGUCAGGGAACCGCGUCAGUGUCGUCGUCCUCUAGUGACAGUGUGGUGAUCUGUGUCACCCGGACUUUAGACCCCGCCAGUCGACUUAAUCAUUCAAAAUUAGGGUCAAAAACAGAGAUCCGGUGCCCGUCUACCAGGUCGAGAUGGACCACCGUGACAGUGACAUGGAAGGAGGGGUGUGUUCUCCGGAUUUCAUCAGUAGGCGGAUCUACGAGGCCCCACUCAGGCCGACGACCGAGCUGAGUGAACAUGAGGAGGAUAGCGACAGCGCAUCCUCGCGGCGGACACACGAAACUACCCCCGAGCAGGACGUUAUCGCCAAAAUCAAACGGGAGAGGGAUGCACAUGAGGAGGCCCAGCGCGAUACCAAGCCUCCACUGCCCAUCUCCAGCGCCGCCUCCCCGAUGGUGCCGCCCCCGGCGUUUUCGCUCCCCAUGCCGUUCCCGUUCCCGCACCCCGGCGCCGCCUUCCUGCCGCCCGCCCCCGCCUACCCACCCGCUCCGCACCCUGCCACUGCCGCCACCCACCACGCCUCCUCGGGCUCCUCACACUCCUCGGAGUCCUCUACCUCCUCACAGACUCAGCAGUGGCCCUUCGAGGAGCAGUUCAAACAGAUGGACCAAAGAUUUUCGAACGUGCCAUACGACAUGUUUCAAGGGUGUAGAAUUUCUACAGUUCGCGAUUCCUUGUACACCAACAAGGCGCCGGAGAGCUCGCCUCUGGCCAACAUCGGGACGCCUGAGGAGCAAUUCAAACAGCUGUACGAGAUUAGUGAUGAUCCCAAGAGGAAGGACUUUCUGGAUGAUCUCUUCAGCUUCAUGCAGAGGAGAGGCACUCCCAUAAAUCGACUGCCCAUCAUGGCCAAAUCAGUGCUGGACCUGUUUGAGCUCUAUAACCUAGUGAUACAAAGAGGUGGACUGGUGGACGUCAUCAACAAGAAGCUUUGGCAAGAAAUCAUCAAAGGUCUGCACCUGCCAUCUUCCAUCACAUCAGCUGCCUUCACGCUGCGAACACAAUACAUGAAGUACCUGUACCCAUACGAGUGCGAGAAGCGAAGACUCAGCACGCCUGGGGAACUGCAGGCUGCGAUAGAUGGCAAUAGACGUGAGGGCAGACGUGGCAGCUACGGUACCUAUGCUGAGAUGAUGCAGAGAAGUCCUUCGCAGAUGUCACCUCUGAGUUUGGUGACCGCCGCCAGACCUCAAGUAAACGGUUCGGCUGCCCAUCAUCCGACCAACAACAACCAUCUGCCUCACCAGGCACUCAUACCACCCGCCCUCGCAGGUCAUGGAGCUGCUAUUCCUCCAGCUGAGUUCGAAGCACGGAUGGUAGAAUAUGUGAAACUUCUGAACAAGGAAUUGCGAACAUCAGGAGCCACCCCUCCCAACCACAGGCAAAGUUCACUACCAACAUCACUGGCGGAAAAGGGCUUGGAAGCUUUGAACAUGUCUCGCAACACUCUCUGGAACCUGUAUCGCAACCAGACAUGUGUUGUUACAGGUUCACCACCAACAUCACCGCCAGAGACCGCCUUGGCAGCGUUUGACAUGUCUCGUCUCACCCUCUGGAACCUCUAUCAUAACCAGACAUCCCCUACGGAGCCUCAGAAGGAACCUAUUAACUUGGAGAAGCGAGAGGACCCAGUGGGACCUCCCCCACUCAAGCGCCACCAACCUGACUCUGAGGAGCCCAAAGUCACUGGCACGCACAUCAAAAUCUCCAGUAGAAAUGAUGGGCGCGGGGGUGGAGAUAACUCUCUGGUAGUCAGUAUGGACAUCAACGGCACCAUGUAUCAGGGAGUGCUGUUCGCGCAGACGACGCGCAACUCAAGACUGCCUUCGUAAACCUGUGUCUCUCAAUCUCAUCGGUGGCCGCGUACGUGACUCGUGCCCACAAACAUUACAAGAAUAAAUCGUGAAACUACUACGGAGUGUCGUUCCACUCUGUGGAGCCUCUGUAGGGAGGUUACUGGUUGGCUUCAUUUUGUAAUGACUUAAACCAGUUCGUCUGUUCCUAUGAGAAAAGUGUAGUAUUGUUGACUUUCAAUUUAGCUACUGGCCUGUAGCGCGAAUAUCUUCUGUAUGUUUAAGGAAAUUUGUGUGAAAAACGUCCUUUGAAGGAUUACGUGAUGUAAAACGAAUGCGACCUAAUUAAGUUUUUAAACUUAAGUAAUAGAUUCAAGUUUCUAUCUUGCACAGUUGGCACAAUUGUGUGUUUUAUGUACGUGACCGAAGAGUACCAUUUAUCGAUGAAAGUAUAAUUUUCUGGUUACAACUUUUGUAUAAAAGUUCUGAUAUACAUUUUUAAUUUUCUACUUUAUUGUAGUUUUUUAACCAUAUUUUAGAGGUGACCUCCAGAUUGUCUAAUUUGGUUUGCAAUAUAGAGUUAUUAAAAAGGGUCCUUACUGUGUUAUAGAGUUUUUAUUGCUUCAUUAUGUUUAUUAUUACAAAGACAAACAUAUCAAGACAUUACUUUAAUCUAAAUUAAAGUAAUCAGUCUUGAAUAUUGGGAUAAUAAACAUAACGAAGUAAUAAAAUCUCUAUACACAGUACGCUUUUUAAUACCUAGUUAUUUUUAUGAAUUUUAACAUGAAUAUCAUUUAUGAAGUCAUUAUCUCAAUGGUUGUUGAUUAACAAAAAUGAUCAACUUUGUCGUUACUGAAACUAAAAAUAUUAAAAAAUUUGGGAGUGAAUGAUAUAUAAAGCAUAUGUCUAAAAAAUGUGCAUAAUUAGUUAGGUACAUCUGUAAUAUUAUUAGUGUUCGUCGAAAUGUAAAUAUUGUUGUGCAUACCAAGGUGUUGUAUGAUUCUUGGUUACUGAGACGUGAUCAUAGAUCAUUGUUGUUCGUAAUUAGAAUUUGUAGGAUAUGCUUGUAACUUUAAGAUAAAUAAAAAAAAGUUCUUUGUUAACUUUAGACAGGUCACAUAAAGCUAAAUCUGUAUUUACACUUCUUGAUGUUACGACUAACUGUAAAGUGAUAAAUAUCAACUAAACACAUUUUCACCUCAUGUUUGUAACGUAAUGUUUGAUGCGCUUAUAAUUAAGAGCUUUACACACUGCAGAAAACUUUUUCUCUUUAUUGUAGAAAAAUCACCAUUAAUGUUAUGUUGUAAUGCAAUAAUCAGUUUUUAUCAGACAGUCGAACAUUGUUAAUAAUUGUUUUCAUUUAAAACAUACAGAUAUUCCACCUUGAAAGAUUACACAAAUUAUGAUUCAGCAGCAAUUCAGUUUUUAAAAGUUAUAAUCCAUGUUGAAAUGUUAUAUAUUUUGUACUGAUUUUAUUAUUAAUAUUAUUAAGUUGGUUGUUUGUACAUAAUCUUUGUAUACUUAGUUACCUGUACAUAUUGUCUUUUUUUAUAAGAAUACGUAGAACGGAGUGGGAGGUAAUUUUUUUUUUGUAGCUCCAAAGAUGUUUUUUUACUAGAUUUAUUGAUCACACUGCGUUGUGGAUAUUUAUUUUUGUAAAUUUUUAUUUCUCAAAUAUUUUUAAAAGUAAUUCACUGUAGAUAUUAAGCAGUUGAUGUCUUUUGUUAUGACUGAAUAGAUAAGAUGCAGCAAUAGUGUUUAAAGUUCGAACAUACUAAAGAUUCCUUUAUCUUUUGAAUCUCAAUAUUGAAUCGUUAUAAACACAUUUUUUGUCACCUAUGUGACUUGUGCAUUAUUAUUGCAUUUUUCCAAAAAAUAACCUAAAUUGCCAGGGUUAUGUAUUGUUUAAGGACCAAUAUGUUUUCAAAACCUGUAAACCUGUGUUUAUGUGUAGCUUUGUAUAAAGUUCUUACUUUAUUAUUACAUCUGUAGACUAUGUAGUUUGUUAUUUAUUAGAUAUUAAUUAAACUUCAAUUAAAUUAUGUA